AUGGUCGACACCGAGACAAACGAUGCCACCCAACGUAGCAUGUCCAAAGAUGAAGGCCGACUUCGAGAAUUGGGUUACAAGCAAGAGUUGAAACGUGACUGGUCCAUGAUUCACAAUUUUGGUGUUUCUUUCAGCAUCAUCUCCGUUAUCACUGGUAUCACCACAUUGUUUAGCUAUGGACUGAACACAGGUGGCCCUGGAGUCAUGUCUGUGGGAUGGAUAAUCGUCAGCUUCUUCACCAUGUUUGUAGGCUUGGGAAUGGCCGAAAUUGUCUCUGCAAUUCCAAGUGCAGGAGGCCCAUACUUUUGGUCUGCGAUCCUUGCGCCUCCGAAAUGGGCCCCGUUUGCUGCGUGGGUUACAGGCUGGUUCAAUUUACUCGGCCAGGUGGCUGUGACAACGGGUAUCACAUUCGGCGGCGCAGGCCUCAUCUCCACCCUGGCGAGCAUUAACGGUUAUGAGCCCAGUGCUGGUCGAACCCUAGGCAUCUACGCUGCGAUGCUCUUUUCUCAUGGCAUCGUCAACUCGUUUGGCGUCCACAUUCUGCGUUACCUGAAUAAUGCAUCGAUUAUUCUUCAUUCACUGGGCGUCUUUUCGUAUGCCGUGGCAAUCAUUGCAAAAGCACCAACACAUCAAAGUGCUAAAUUCGUGUUUGCGACAUUCUACGAUGGUACUGGAGAUCCAGGAUGGUCUGUCCGCGCUUCCCCUGCUUAUGUGGCAUGCGUCGGCAUCUUAAUGAGCCAGUACACCAUCACUGGGUUUGACGCCAGCGCUCACUUAUCGGAGGAAACUCGCAACGCAUCUUGGUCGGCUCCCAUUGGCGUGUUGAUGUCGAUUGGCUGCUCGGCGGUCUUCGGCUGGUUCCUGAUCCUGUGUCUCUUAUUCUCGAUACAAGAUUUUGACACAACCAUCACAUCCGAAUAUGGCAACCCAGUGCUUCAAAUUCUCGUCGAUUGUUUUGGACACGACUCCGCCAUCGUUCUGUUCGUGCUGGUUAUUGUAUGCGUGUGGCACUGCGGUCUAUUCAGCAUGACGUCAAAUUCGCGCAUGAUGUUCUCGUUUGCACGAGACGGAGGGAUUCCCCAUUUCUUCCACAAGGUGGACAAACGGUUCCGGAGCCCGAUCCGCACAAUCUGGCUGGCUGCGUUUCUUUCAUUCCUCCUUGCUGUGCCUAGUGUCGGAUCGAGUGUCGCCUUUGCUGCCGCGACCUCAAUCGCCACCAUUGGGCUGUACAUCUCGUAUGGACUUCCUAUUCUCAUUGGAAUGGUCAAUCCAGAAGGGUUUGUUCAUGGUCCUUUCAACCUCCGCUGGUUUUCACGACCCGUGGCACUCAUUGCGUGUCUCUGGAUUGCUUUUAUCAGCAUCAUCUUUUGUCUCCCCACGGUGAACCCCGUCGACAGCCAGACACUCAACUAUACGCCAGUUGCGGUUGGUGUGAUUGGGUUCUGGUGUUUGGCAAGCUGGGGACUGUGGGCACGCAAGUGGUUCAAAGGACCGAUUCGACAAGUCGAGGCAGAACUCGCAGGGGUCAAUGUGGAUGAUCCAGAUGCCAUGGACCGUGCCGAAAGGGAAGGCAAGGUGCCUGAGAUUGAUGCCAUCACCAACAGCCCGGCAGCUGGGAAGAGUUUAUUAGCGUCAUUGAAACAAGACUACAAGGGGUAA
Molecule: messenger RNA, 1659 nt
Organism: Exophiala mesophila
Lineage: Eukaryota; Fungi; Ascomycota; Eurotiomycetes; Chaetothyriales; Herpotrichiellaceae
Exons: 3
Coding region: 1-1659 (552 amino acids)
Biological process (GO): transmembrane transport
Cellular component (GO): membrane
Molecular function (GO): transmembrane transporter activity
Source: RefSeq, a predicted model, not a curated record